UUUUUUUAAAUUAAUUAUGCCAAUGAAUCUGCAAAGAUUUGUUUCUUUACCCAACGCAUUUAAACCACUUAUUUUGUUACUCACACUCCUUGCCAUUUUACUUGUAGCAUCGGCGCCAAUGAAGGACACCCCUGGCGGAAUGUGGUUCUUUUGGCUUACUUCUAUUUUACAAUUGAUAUUUAUGACAAGUGUUUGUGUUCUUUUUCUUUACGAAGCCGAAUCCAUUCUUAGUUGCGGCCGUGAAAGUGGAUGGCCUGUUGUGGAAAUGUCUUAUUCUGGAGUUUGUACAUUUUCAAAUUUUAUUAACACAUUUAUUUUGGCUGGAGCUCAUAAACAUGAAAAAAAUGCAGCAAAUAGUUGUAUGGUUGCCGCGUUCACAACACUUUUUAUGUGUAUAUUAUUUGCUAUUGGAGGUUUAAUGAUGUUUCGUAUAUGGCGAGGUUUUGUAAAAUCUGGAGGAAAUCAAAAUCCAACCCCGAAUGUGCAAACUGGAAAUAUUGGAAGUAUGCACCCUGGAAUUUAAUUUAAAAGAUUUUUUGAGGAAAAUAUUGACAAAAAAUUGUUUUUUUUUCAUUUUGAAAUUUUUUAAACCAAAAAAUAUUUUAUAAUUAGUGUAUUUUAAAUAUGCUCCGGGAAAAUCCGCCAACAGCUUAGUAAAAUUUUUUCCUUCGAA
This is a messenger RNA of Meloidogyne enterolobii, 673 nucleotides long. The record is from the annotation of a GenBank genome assembly. Lineage: Eukaryota; Metazoa; Nematoda; Chromadorea; Rhabditida; Meloidogynidae.